Ilex paraguariensis (yerba mate) is the source of this 220-nucleotide messenger RNA. Lineage: Eukaryota; Viridiplantae; Streptophyta; Magnoliopsida; Aquifoliales; Aquifoliaceae. The record is from the annotation of a GenBank genome assembly.
CUUCUUGACCCAUUGCAACACAAAGCGUAGCUCGUUAUUAGAAAGCUCUUGGGCAGCUCCCAGCUACCAAUGGAGCCCUUAUUGUUCUGGACUGCGUAUUCGAUAUUCACUUGGAGUUUUAAUCGGUGGAGUCUACAAGCCGACGAUAAUAAUGAUACACCUCUCCAUUAUUGAAGAAUCAAAAGAUCCAAGAGUUGUGAAGUUCCUUGGCCACAAAAAG